Drosophila willistoni is the source of this 998-nucleotide messenger RNA. RefSeq names its product structure-specific endonuclease subunit SLX1 homolog (gene slx1). Gene Ontology annotation, cellular component: Slx1-Slx4 complex. The transcript is spliced from 2 exons. The coding region runs from base 42 to 938 and encodes 298 amino acids. Gene Ontology annotation, molecular function: crossover junction DNA endonuclease activity; 5'-flap endonuclease activity. Lineage: Eukaryota; Metazoa; Arthropoda; Insecta; Diptera; Drosophilidae. The record is from RefSeq and is a predicted model, not a curated record. Gene Ontology annotation, biological process: double-strand break repair via homologous recombination.
UAGGAACAAGCUGGGGAAAAUUCGUCUGGCAUCUAAAUGAAAUGAGUUCAUACGACAAGGAAGCUAAUGGUGAGGAUGAUAUUGCUCACAAGGGUCACUUCUAUGGCGUAUACUUGCUGUGCAGCCAAAGCUUGGAUUCCCGCUACCACGGCAAAUGCUAUGUGGGCUUCACGGUUAAUCCCAAGCGUAGGAUUAAGCAACAUAAUCGUGGUCGAGAAUUUGGUGGCGCCAAAAAGACCAGCUCCAAGGGUCCUUGGCAAAUGGUCAUGAUUGUCCAUGGCUUUCCCAAUAAUAUAUCUGCCCUGCAAUUCGAGUGGGCAUGGCAGCAGCCCACGCUAUCAACUCGAUUGAAGUGUUUUCCCGAAUUGAAGCGUAAGAAGCCUAAGGAGAGUCAUUUUGAUUAUAAUUUUCGCAUAUUGAAUCGCAUGCUGGGCGUUGGUCCCUGGAAUCGUCUGGUCUUAACCAUACGCUGGCUAGAAACAGACUUUGAGAGGAAAUUUGAAGAGUGGCCUCUGCCCCACCAAAUGGAAAUUGUAAGCGGAAAAGUCUCCAUUACAGCAUCGCAACGCAAAAGAAAUGAUAUCCUAAAUCCGGAAGGCAGUGCAACUGUUAUUUGGAACUCUGAGUGUCAUCUUUGCAUGCAAGAGAUUAGGCAGCCAGAGCGUUCCCGCUUAGGAUGCACAAAUCCUUCAUGCAGUUUAACUUGCCAUAUUCUCUGUCUCGCUAACUAUUUAUUGGGUAAUCAACCGGGCCAUUAUAUACCCAUUGAUGGCGAAUGUCCGAUAUGUGAAACGCACAUUAAAUGGUCAGCUCUUUUGCAAAGGAAGCGUCUGUUACAAGGAGGAAAUGCAGAAGAGGACGAUUCGGAUGGCCAUGGGGAGCUUAGCGAUAUUCCCGAUGUUGACAGUGAUGUGGAAAUAUGCGAUCAAAGUGAAUAACGAUAUAAUCUGUAUACAGUCCAUCGAAAUAUUCAAUUAAAAAGUAUUUUAAUAAAGCAA